GAGUAUUCUAGUACUACAUUUUUCUCUUGAAAUUAAUUAAAAUUUAAGAAAAAAGCAAAUAAUUGCUCCACAGUUAAAUAGUAAAUCAAAAACGUAUAAAACAUGGCUAAGUUUGAUUUAACAACGAAGAACUGCGAGUUUCUAGAUCGCCAUCUCACAUUUCCGCUGCUCGAAUUUCUUCUAAGCAAAGAUAUUUACGACAAAAAUGUUCUCCUCAACUUCGUGCUUGAGACUGUUAAUAGAACCAACAUGAUUGACUACACAACUGACAUUCGAAAACGUUUGAAUCUGCCAGAAAGUAUGCCAGAAGAAUUAAUACAGAAGCGUCAGACAGUUCUCGAUAAGUUGAAAGAAUUACAAUCAGACAUCAAACCACUGAUGGAUUGUAUUGGUGAAAUUCAAGCUCGUGACACGAUGAAGGAUUCUAAGAUGUUGGUGAAUGUUAUUCAAUCAGAGUACAAUAUCAACAUUGAUAUCAUUCAAAGCGUUUAUAAACUCGCUAAAUACAUGUAUGAUUGUGGCAACUAUGCUGAGACUACGUCUUAUUUGUAUAUUUGUCUGAUGAUCAUGCAACCGAAUGACAAGAACUACUUGAAUGCUUUGUGGGGGAAGCUCGCAGCUGAAAUUCUUACACUUAACUGGCAAUCAGCAUUGGAAGACUUGAAUCGUCUUCGAGAGUUUAUCGACAACAGUAGCUUUAGCAAUAUGCAGCUCCUCACUCAACGCACAUGGCUCAUUCAUUGGAGUGUGUUGGUAUUCUUCCAUCAUCCGAAAGGACGCGAUUUGAUCAUCGAAAUGUUGCUCUAUAAGCCGGUUUACUUGAAUGUAAUCCAAACAACAUGUCCCCAUAUCUUGCGAUAUCUUUCAGUCGCUGUUGUCGUCAAUCGUGGCCGUCGAAAUGCUUUGAAAGAUUUAGUGAAAGUCAUUCAACAGGAAUCUUAUGCGUACAAAGAUCCAAUCACAGAAUUCUUAGAACAUUUGUACAUCAACUUUGACUUCGAAGGUGCUCGCAUGAAGCUUCAUGAAUGUCAGGAUGUCAUCUUUAACGACUUCUUCAUUUAUGGUUAUCUUGAUGAAUUUGUUGAAAGUGCACGAUUGAUGAUUUUCGAAACCUUCUGUCGAAUUCAUCAAUGCAUCACCAGCGAAAUGUUGGCAGACAAGCUCAACAUGAACCAGGAAGAAGCUGAAUGCUGGAUUGUUAAUCUCAUUCGUAAUGCUCGACUUGAUGCUAAAAUCGACUCAAAACUGGGCUACGUCGUCAUGGGAGGUCAACAGCUUAGCCCUUACCAGCAAUUUGUUGAGAAAAUUGAUUCAUUAUCAGUAAGGUCGGAAGCAUUGACUGAAUUAGUUGAACGUAAAAAUCGUGUGAAGAAUCAAGGCGAAAACUGGAAGUAUUAUUAAAAAGUUCUUUGCUUUCUAUUUGUCACUCAAAAUUAUUGGAACAAAAACACACAAAAAACAAUUUUUUAAUUCAAGAAACAAUAAAAAUAAAACAAACUUCUUGAAGAAGAAAACUUAUGAA
Messenger RNA from Clunio marinus, 1522 nucleotides. NCBI's taxonomy places the organism in Eukaryota, Metazoa, Arthropoda, Insecta, Diptera, Chironomidae. The record is from the annotation of a GenBank genome assembly.